Messenger RNA from Sclerotinia sclerotiorum 1980 UF-70, 867 nucleotides. RefSeq lists its product as hypothetical. Gene Ontology annotation, cellular component: mitochondrial matrix. Gene Ontology annotation, biological process: cytosolic ribosome assembly. The record is from RefSeq and is a predicted model, not a curated record. The transcript has 2 exons. Bases 1 to 867 code for a protein of 288 amino acids. Lineage: Eukaryota; Fungi; Ascomycota; Leotiomycetes; Helotiales; Sclerotiniaceae.
AUGCUUUCCCUCCGUACUCUCACCCGUUCAGCACCACGAGUUGCUCGCAACUUAACUACCACCGCCAUCAAAACCGCGACCCGUCCGUCCCUUCUCCAAACCGCUUUCCCCGCCUCAAGACUUCAAUGCGCAUCUGCAUUUUCGACAUCUAGCAUUCGAAGCAAAUCCGCGGCUCCAGAAAGCGAUGCCGAGUUAGUAGAGAAACUCGCUAGCGAGAUUCAAAUGGAGGAAGAUAUGAAGGCUCAAGAGGAAAUUCCUACGAGUGUGAAGGAUUAUAUGGAGAAUGGUCCUUUUGAGAUUUUGGAUACGCCUGGGCAGGAAGAGGUUGUUUUGACCAGAAGCUUUGGUGAUGAGAAAAUCCGAGUUACCUUCUCCAUCGCGGACCUCAACGCCUACGAUCCCGAAGCCGACGACUUCCAAGACCGCGGUCUCCUCGACGAAGAAGACCUCGACCCCAGCAAACCUGAGGACGUGGACGGAACCGAAGAAGCCUCCUCCACCUCAGACUCGACCCAAGGUUUUCCAGCCCGCGUAAACAUCAUCGUUGAGAAGAAAAACAAAGGUGCCCUUGCCAUUGAAACUGUCGCAGAAGAUGGCAUGAUCGUAGUCGACAACGUAUACUACUACAGUGACGCAUCGCACGCCUACGCCAAAACCACCGAAGCUGCGCAUCAGCGUCAAGAUUUGUACGUUGGACCUCCUUAUGGAAAUUUGGAUGAGGAUUUACAAGUCUUGUUGGAGAGAUAUUUGGAUGAGCGAGGAAUCAAUCAGGCACUUGCCAUUUUCGUCCCCGAUUAUAUUGAUAUGAAGGAGCAGAAGGAGUAUUUGAGAUGGUUGAAGAAUGUUAAGGGAUUUAUUGCAGCAUAA